This is a messenger RNA of Solanum verrucosum, 639 nucleotides long. RefSeq lists its product as uncharacterized. Bases 1 to 639 code for a protein of 212 amino acids. The record is from RefSeq and is a predicted model, not a curated record. NCBI's taxonomy places the organism in Eukaryota, Viridiplantae, Streptophyta, Magnoliopsida, Solanales, Solanaceae. The transcript is spliced from 2 exons.
AUGGUAGCUUUUGGUGGAGGAAAAAAGGGUCAAAUUAAAGGCAUCAGAAAGAUAGGUAGAUCAGAUGAACAAUCAAUUGACAAAGUAUAUCAUGUAGAAGAACCUGCAGAAAAUGAUGAAAUCUCAGAGUCAUCCAUUGAUAAUGCAAAAGAACAGGAAAAAGGAACAUGUCUCCUCGAUGAAAAUGAUGAAAUCAGCAUCCAUGCUCUAAAUGACCAAGAGGAAAACUUAGAAAGGGUGUCUGAAGAAGAACAAACAAAACCUACUGAUAAUCAAGAUACAGAAACUCCAAAUUUGGUCCUAAAAGACUACAAAUAUCUAGGAUCACAUCCCUUAGACAAUAUACUCACUGAUCUCAAUUCUGGAAUAACCAUCAGGUCAGGUAUGACAAAUCAUUGUGCCUUCAAUGCAUUUUUGUCUAUGAUAGAACCAAAGAAGAUCAGUGAAGCUCUUCAAGAUGCGGACUGGAUAAUAGCCAUGGAAGAAGAACUGAACCAAUUCGAAAGAAGUAAAGUUUGGAACCUUGUUCCCAAACAACCAAACAGAACUAUAAUUGGUACAAAGUGGGUAUCCAGGAACAAGUUAGAUGAACAUGGUACAAUAACUAGAAACAAAGCCAGGCUGGUAGUUCAAGGGUAA